AUGUUCAGCAUCAUCCAAAAAACCGCCGCCUCCAAAACCCUCACGAUAACAAGUACACCCCUCCCAACUCCAAAUCACGCACAGGGAGAGCACCUCAUCCAAAUAAAAGCCUGCAGCCCCUGCACCGGCGAGCUCCUCUGGCCAAAGAACUUCCCUCCGCCAACAGCGCGCACUCUAAUCCCAUGUCCAGACAUGGCGGGAAUCGUCAUCUCAGCACCGGAAGACUCGCCCUUCCAGCCCGGUGAUGAAGUGUACGCACGCACAAACUAUAGCCGGCCAGGAAAUGCGCGCGAGUAUUCCAUCGCCGUUACGGACGAGCUGGCUCAUAAGCCUACGGACCUAAGCUGGGUCCAGGCUGCUGCAGUUCCUGUCUCUGCGCAGACGGCUUGGCAGAUUCUGUUCGUUCAUGCUCUUGGUACCGGUGCAAAUGAGGGAGAGAUGGACCUGGAGGGUGCUAAAGUUGCCUGGUCUGGAAAGAGAAUCCUUGUCACUGCUGCUUCUGGUGGUGUGGGCAUUUGGCUCGUGCAGUUGGCCACGCUACUUGGUGCGGAGGUGGUUGGGACGUGUGGUCCUCGGAAUGUGGAAUUUAUGAGAUCACUUGGCGCGAAGGAGGUUCUUGAUUAUCGGGCAGUGGAUGUGAAGGAGUGGGCUCAGUUACCUUCUAAUAAGGUGGAUGUCGUUGUUGAUUGUAUCGGGGGGAAGGCUCUUCAAGAUGCGUGGUGGACUGUUAAGGAUGGUGGUGUUGUGCUGAGUAUCUAUCAGCCACCUCUGCAGGCCUGUCCAGAGGGGUUUAAAGGUGAAGGUGUGAAAGAUUUGUUCUUUAUCAUGAAGCCUGUGAGGAGACAGUUAGAGGAGAUUUCGAAGUUGCUUGAGAAGAGGCUGUGUCGGGGAUUGGUGGAUAGCGUCUGGCCUUUUGAACAGUAUGAAGAGGCAUUCAAGAGACUGGAUGAAGGCCAUGCGAAGGGCAAGAUUGUCUUUGAUCUGUCAUUGAAUCGCUAG
Messenger RNA from Penicillium psychrosexuale, 999 nucleotides. RefSeq names its product NADP-dependent oxidoreductase. The record is from RefSeq and is a predicted model, not a curated record. The coding region runs from base 1 to 999 and encodes 332 amino acids. Lineage: Eukaryota; Fungi; Ascomycota; Eurotiomycetes; Eurotiales; Aspergillaceae. Gene Ontology annotation, molecular function: oxidoreductase activity. The transcript has a single exon.